AUGCAUGAUUUUGACGCACAACGGUUGUACUUGUACUUUACUGCUUCCACCAUGUCAGACGUAGAAUACCUCAGGAGCCAGCUCAUCGCUCACCCCGACUUCCCAAAGAAAGGCAUUGUCUUCUUGGACAUUUUCCCCCUCCUCCGUAACCCUCUAGCCUUCGAGACGCUCAUCACGCACUUCCUUCACCGAAUCACCUCUCAUACUAUCCCUAAAUCCUCAUCGAAAAAGAUCGACGUCAUCGUUGGCUUAGAUGCCCGUGGAUUUCUUUUAGGCCCUAUACUCGCCCUUCGAUUGGGUGCCGCAUUCGUUCCCGUCCGCAAGAAGGGAAAAUUGCCUGGACAAUGUGUUUCCGCGACAUAUGAGAAAGAAUACGGAAGCGACGUCUUUGAGAUGCAAGCAGACGCGAUUAAAUCAGGACAAUCGAUAGUGAUUGUCGACGAUUUAAUUGCUACAGGUGGUUCUGCAAAAGCCGCUGGAGAGCUUGUCGCCAAACAAGGAGGAAAGACACUAGAAUAUCUUUUUAUCAUUGAACUCAUGUUCUUGAAGGGGGGGGAGAACCUAGACGCACCUGUCUAUUCCAUCGUUCAAUCCGAUGACUGA
Marasmius oreades (fairy-ring Marasmius) is the source of this 603-nucleotide messenger RNA. RefSeq lists its product as uncharacterized. Gene Ontology annotation, molecular function: adenine binding; AMP binding; adenine phosphoribosyltransferase activity. The transcript is spliced from 4 exons. Gene Ontology annotation, cellular component: cytoplasm. Gene Ontology annotation, biological process: adenine salvage; AMP salvage. The record is from RefSeq and is a predicted model, not a curated record. NCBI's taxonomy places the organism in Eukaryota, Fungi, Basidiomycota, Agaricomycetes, Agaricales, Marasmiaceae. Bases 1 to 603 code for a protein of 200 amino acids.